This is a messenger RNA of Verruconis gallopava, 1689 nucleotides long. RefSeq lists its product as uncharacterized. The coding region runs from base 1 to 1689 and encodes 562 amino acids. Gene Ontology annotation, molecular function: fluconazole transmembrane transporter activity. The transcript is spliced from 5 exons. NCBI's taxonomy places the organism in Eukaryota, Fungi, Ascomycota, Dothideomycetes, Venturiales, Sympoventuriaceae. The record is from RefSeq and is a predicted model, not a curated record. Gene Ontology annotation, biological process: xenobiotic detoxification by transmembrane export across the plasma membrane.
AUGGCAGCAAUAUUUCGAGACUCGUCUGCAGGGCAGAUAUGCCGACUGUUUCUGGGCAUGAAGAUCGCGCCGUACGAAGACGAAAAGGAAGGGUUUUCUCUGCCCCAGGCAGAGCGCCCGCAAGCUGCAUUUCCAGCUGUACCAUCCGUGAACGGAAGCAGUGAUGAAGCCGACGAUCCCUCAGAGGCGGAAGCAGAGAAGAAUGUGGAAGAGGAUGUUGAGGGCAAUGCAACAGGUGCUUUCGAUGCCAACGUUCCUACUCAGACUCGAGCAGCUCGCGAUCCAAACAUAAUCACCUGGACUGGGCCGAACGACGAGGACAACCCGCAAAACUGGUCUACGUUGAAGAAGUGCUUCACCUUUGGUGAGAUAUGUUUGCUGACGUUUACCAUAUACAGCGCUUCGGCUAUCGUCACGCCUGCUGAGCCUACUUUCGAGGAAAAGUUUGGCCUCAGCGGGCAAGUCUCCGCGUUGAGUUUGUCGAUGUACGUGAUAGGCUAUGGUAUAGGACCUUUGGUAUUCUCUCCAAUGAGCGAGAUGGGUGACGUUGGACGAAACAUUGCCUACAUGGGCAGCUUCGUCGUCUUCAUUAUCAUGACGGCUGUGGGCUCUGGAGUAAACAAUUACCCAGGCAUCGUCGUCGUCCGUUUCAUACAAGGCUUUUUCGGUGGACCCGUGUUGGCCAUGGGUGCGGCAAGCGCGCAGGACAUUCUUCCCUUUCACAAGGUCCAGUACGGCGUCUCCUUCUGGACUCUUUUUGCGUACGCUGGCCCGGCCAUUGGCCCGCUGCUGACGGGCUUUGCUGUUCCUCUUGAUACCUGGCGCUGGUCAUUCUACGAAACCCUCAUCUUGGCCGGCUUCACGUUGUUUCUACUCUUCUUCUUCCUUCCCGAGACGAGUGCCGAGUACAUUCUGACCAAACGUGCUGCGCGUCUACGCAUCAAGACGGGGAACCAGGACUUGAAGUCCGAAUUUGAAGCCCACGCACGACAGAAAGAUUGGCUCAAGCUGAUCUCCUACCAUCUAAUUAUGCCUUUCAAGAUUACGGCGCUGGAUCCGUCUAUUCUGUUCAUCAACAGCUACACGGCCUUGGUCUAUGGAAUCUACUAUUCGUUCUUCGAGUCUUUCCCGCUGGUUUACAUCCGAAUGUACGGCUUCUCUAUCGGAGUCAUGGGUAUCGUAUUCCUUUCCAUCAUCAUUGGUGCCGGAAUCGCGUUGAUCAUCUACGCAGUCAUCAUCAGGGUAGUAUAUGAACCUUACAACUUACAAAGAGGCAUCGGCAAGCCUGAGUACCGCCUUGUCCCUGGCAUUCCCACCGCCGCCCUUACUCCGGUGGGAAUGUUCAUCUUCGGCUACGCAGCGAAGCCUUCAAUCACCUGGGUAGGACCAACGGUUGGCCUUUCUCUUUACGCAGCCACCACGUUCAUCCUUAUCAAUAGUCUCUUCAUAUAUCUCCCAUUAUCUUAUCCCCGAUAUGUGGCCAGCAUUUUUGCCGCGAACGGUUUCUUCCGCAGUGCCAUGGCUUGCGCGGCAAUACAUUUCUCGCAACCCCUGUUCAACAAUCUGGGCGUGGGAAACGGAUGUGCCGUACUUGGCGGUCUUGCUGCGGGCUGUGCGAUCGUGUUCGUGGGUCUCUGGAAGUGGGGCCCGUAUCUACGUGCCAGAAGCAAGUUCGCGGAGGCUUAUUAA